Messenger RNA from Dromiciops gliroides (monito del monte), 2478 nucleotides. RefSeq names its product UBA domain containing 2 (gene UBAC2). Bases 135 to 1172 code for a protein of 345 amino acids. Lineage: Eukaryota; Metazoa; Chordata; Mammalia; Microbiotheria; Microbiotheriidae. The transcript is spliced from 9 exons. Gene Ontology annotation, molecular function: protein binding; serine-type endopeptidase activity. The record is from RefSeq and is a predicted model, not a curated record.
CUCCCCCCCACACCUCCACACCCCCUCCCUUCCCCCACGCGGUAGACGCCCCUCCCCCAUUCAUUCCCCGUUUCUCCCCCUCCCCCCACUCUAUCUCUAGACCUUCCCCCCAGCGGGGGAUCGGGAGUGGGACCAUGUUCACCAGCACCGGAUCGAGUGGGCUCUAUAAGGCACCUCUGUCAAAGAGCCUUUUACUAGUUCCCAGCGCCCUUUCCAUUUUAUUGGCACUGCUCUUUCAACAUUAUCAGAAGUUCUUUGUAUAUAAUCUACAAGCUAUAAAGAAUGACUUGCAGAUUUGGAGAUUGAUCUGUGGAAGAAUAAUUUGCCUCGAUUUGAAAGAUACAUUUUGUAGUAGCCUGCUCAUAUAUAACUUUAGGAUAUUUGAAAGAAGAUAUGGCAGCAGGAAAUUUGCAUCCUUUUUAUUGGGUUCCUGGAUUUUGUCAGCUUUAUUUGACUUGAUCCUUGUGGAAGCUAUGCAGUAUUCAUUUGGUAUCACAGCCAGUAACUUGCCUUCUGGUUUUCUCGGGCCUGUAUUUGCUCUGUUUGUACCAUUUUACUGCUCCAUUCCAAGAGUUCAAGUGACACAAAUUCUGGGCCAGUUUUCCAUCACAAACAAGACAUUGAUUUAUAUAUUGGGGCUACAGCUUUUAACCUCUGGUACCUACAUUUGGGUUGUAGCCACAAGUGGUCUGAUUGCUGGUAUGUGUUAUACGAAUAGUGUGUUAAAAGUUCAUCAGGUUCUUUGCAUACCCCGCUGGAUGGCAAAGUUGUUUUCUUGGACACUUGAACCCAUCUUCUCUUCUUCGGAACCAACCAAUGAAGUCAGAAUUGGAAUGGGAGCAACAGUAGACAUUCAGAGACAGCAAAGAAUGGAAUUGCUUGAUCGUCAGCUUAUGUUAUCUCAGUUUGCACACAUGAGGCGACAACGACAGCAGCAGGGUGGUAGGAUUAAUUGGAAUCGAUUUUUUCCUCAUAUACGUCAGAGGCGGAAUGCAAAUGCUCGAGAUGUUCGACAGUCUGAACAAGAAGUAGCAGCACCUCCUCAUGAGGUUUCUGAGGAGCAGGUUGCUCGACUCAUGGAGAUGGGAUUUUCUAGGGUGGACGCCUUGGAGGCCCUGAGAGCUUCAAAUAAUGACCUUAAUGUAGCCACCAACUUCCUACUGCAGCAUUGAUGAGCCUAAGGAAUUUGGCUGAUGUGGUUGCUUGAUAUCUGAGGAACAGAGGCAGCAUCCGCCUCCUGGAUGACAUUGAAAAGUCUUUACCAAAUGAAUCCAAGGCAACAAAGCCAUGUCUACAAAAACUAAGUUAUAAUGUUGGGUGAAGGGUAGGUAUGCCCUGCUGUUCUCAUGCCCUUAAACCCCAAGAUUGUUAUGAUUAUACUCUCUGAAAAUAAUUUUGCCAUUGAAUUAGCUGGCAUGUUCUUUUUUAUCUUCAUUUUGAAAGACUGGGUCUUUUUCUUGGUUUUGGGAAUUAACAGUAAAGAAUUUGUUACAUCUUAUGUAUACAACGCUGAGAGAGAGUACAAACUUAUGCAGCAGCUCAAUGCCAAAAUGGAGGCUGUUGUAAGACAUGCUAUUUUUAUUUUAGUACAUUAUCUCACAUAAUCUUUUGAUUUCAAUAAUAAUCUUAAAGGGGAAAGGGAGUAAUGUUAUUUCAAUAAGGACAUAUCAGAUUAUUCUUUGUAAAAGUUUUUUUUAAUUGUAUUAUUUUUUCUCAAAUUUAUUUUUAAGCCUAAAGGGCUGUUCAGGCCACGCCCAAUACCACCUGGAUACCAGAAGUAUGAUUUAUAUAUCUAUUAUAAAUUGUAUUAACUAGGGACUAACCAGGGGAGAGUAGAAGCACUGAGUCAUACACUCCUCAUUAUUACCAACCCAGGGCAAAUUUUCUAGGCCUUUCUCCCCACGUCUUCCAGGAAAAGCUACUCAUUAAAAGGGCCUAGAAGAGUCUCUGAAACAAUGAAAAAGCUCUGAAAAAAAAGGAUCUGGUGUUAACUCUCCCUUGAAAAUCCAAAGUAGAUCCUUAAUGGGGAAGUGAUUCAGACCGCAAAAGAAUGACAAUAAAGCUAAAAAAAAAAAAACCAGCCUAAAGGCAUCCAGCCAGGCUCUGCAGAUUGAAUGACCUGCUGGAUCAGAGUACUUUAUAGUUGACGUGAUGGAUUUGUGAAUAGACUAUCCGUUAUUUUCAGGAAGUGGAGGUGAGGAACUCUGGCCCACCUUUUUGGUCUCAUUCUUGGGCUAAGCAUUUGUUUGCCUGCUGAAAACCUAGACUGAUUGUCCCCGGCUGCACCACCAGCAUUAGCCUCUGUAGCAGUGUGGCUUCCUGACAGCCACACGGAGAUGCUUGGCAUCCCAGAGGGUCACCCCAGGGCAGUAGAAAGGAUAUGGAUAGCAUUUCAGAAUUAGACAACGUUAAGAAGAGAAAACAGAAAUCAGGGUUGGAAAGAAAAUGAGAAUGGAAGGGGAGGGGAGGACUGAAAAU